CAGGCAUUUGAGGAUUUCCCUGAGCCCUCGUGGACCUGCAGCCAACGAUCCUCAAACUCUACGAUCGUCCGCCAUGUCCCACACUGUCCCUCCGGUUGUCUCCGUUGUCCCCUCUCGGGCUCUGGUGGAUGAGACGUUCAAGGUGGCGGUGCGGAAUCUGCCUCCGGGUUCUCCAGUAACACUUCACUCCCUCCACCUCUCCGAGGACGAGGACUUCUGGGAGGCCUUCGGACACUACAUCAGCGAUCACAGAGGAACCGUGUCUCUUGCAGAGGAUUUCAGUUUUGGGGGAACGUACACGGGAAAAGAAGCCAUGGGUUUGUUGUGGAGUAUGCGUCCUGUCCCAGGCAGCCGUGAGGGCCUCAGGUUGAGAAAGAUGAACGUCUGCAGCCCCCUGCUGGUCAACAUCUCGGUCUACAGUGGACAUGUAGAGGAGGGCUUCAGGGAGCAGGCUCCUCUGGCCUCGGCGCUCACAGAGAGAUGGUACAUGGGUCCAGGAGUCCGGAGGAUGGAAGUCAGAGAGAAAGGAGUGCGAGGGACGCUGUUUCUACCUCCAGGUCCAGGACCGUUCCCCGGCCUGCUGGACAUGUGGGGAGGAGGUGGAGGGCUGUUGGAGUAUCGCUCAGCUCUGCUGGCGUCUCACGGUUACGCUUCUUUGGCGCUGGAAUAUUUCUCCGCCGAUGAGCUUAAAUCAGCCGAAAUAGAGUUCAACUAUUUUGAGACGGCGUUUAAUAUCGUCAGUGACCAUCCUCAAGUGAUCCCAGACAGAGUCGGAAUUGUUGGUCUUUCCCUCGGCUCGGUUGUGACCAGUUAUUUGGCAGCCGAGAGCAGCGUUAUCAAGCCUCGUUGUUGUGUUUGUAUCAGCGGCAUCCACAUUUAUCCACGCGGGGCGACCCUCAAAGGAUUCUCUCGAUUGUUGUUCUCGAAUAAUCACAAGGUGCGUGUGGAUGAGAACAACCAUGAGAUAUGGCGAGAUAGGUUCCUACCGAUUCCCGAUGAUCUCUCGCAGAAAGUGGACGUGGGGAAAAUAAACUGUCCAAUGUUGUUGGUGAACGGCCGUGAUGAUCAGAACGUGCCCACAGUGGAGUGUGCUGAGGAUAUGGCCAAAAUGAUGCGAGCAGCAGGGAAGGAGCACCUGCUGACCAGAAUUGAAUACCUGGAUGCCGGACAUCUGAUCGAGCCGCCCUACUCGCCUCACUUCAGAGCCACUAAGUUCAUAAAGGAUGACACAAAAGAGAAAGUGAUAUUGCUUUGGGGAGGACAAACCAAACCCCAUUCAGACACUCAGGAGGACUCCUGGAAUAAGAUCUUGGCUUUUCUGCAGCAGCAUCUGUACUCGAGACAGACGCUUAAAGCCAAGAUGUGAACGCGUACGGCAGCACGCAUCGCCCACGAAUCAGUGCAGGAAAACAAGGCGUUGUGUGACGAGAUCAUGUUUUAUUAAAUUAACA
Messenger RNA from Anarrhichthys ocellatus (wolf-eel), 1451 nucleotides. Its product is annotated as peroxisomal succinyl-coenzyme A thioesterase-like. Gene Ontology annotation, biological process: acyl-CoA metabolic process; fatty acid metabolic process. The record is from RefSeq and is a predicted model, not a curated record. The transcript has 11 exons. Bases 74 to 1366 code for a protein of 430 amino acids. Gene Ontology annotation, molecular function: fatty acyl-CoA hydrolase activity. NCBI's taxonomy places the organism in Eukaryota, Metazoa, Chordata, Actinopteri, Perciformes, Anarhichadidae.